AUGCGUGAUCUAGGAAACAUCUGGGGUGCCAUUCACGCUCUAAAGAGCUUGUUGGGAAUUAUUGAUAACCUUGUGCUAGACGUGGCCAAGAGUCUAACCGUCAAGACUCUAGGUAUCGUCGAAGACUUGACCACGGCUGUUGUCGAGGCCCUGGAUCAGCUUACCAUCAUCUGGAUCAUCGUCAAGCUAUACAAUAUUGUCGCAGGUGAUGAGCUGAGUAUUAUAGACCUGAUCCUUCUCGUGACCGUCGCCCUGGUCGCUCUGUUGUACAUGGUGGCCACUGGAACUACACCCAUAUAG
This is a messenger RNA of Fusarium graminearum PH-1, 300 nucleotides long. RefSeq lists its product as uncharacterized. The record is from RefSeq and is a predicted model, not a curated record. The transcript has 2 exons. Bases 1 to 300 code for a protein of 99 amino acids. Lineage: Eukaryota; Fungi; Ascomycota; Sordariomycetes; Hypocreales; Nectriaceae.